GUGGCCGGGACGACUCCGUAGGUUGGCUGGGGGCCCUGCUGUCCCCGCCGAGGGCUCGGCCGACGGGUCCGCCCGUAGCCCGGGGAGCUCUGCGGCCCGGGCAUCCCCUGCCUCGUCAGCUCCCGGCGCGGGAGGAGCAGGGUCGGCCCUUGCCGGGGCAGGGGCUCUGGUGGGGCGCGCCCCGCCGUCCCGCUGCUGCGGCUUCGGGAGCGAGCUGGGCUGCGUGGCCGGGGUCGGUCUUGAGGAGCACUGGUGACCCUCUUCGGAGCGAUCACGGCACCGGCUCCAGGGAUGGGUUUGCAGGGCCUCCGUGCGGGGAAAUCGACACGAGCGUGCACGGCGGGUGGAAAACAGCGUGGGGAUGAACUUCUCUGGUCUUGCGGGGCUGAAACCAGCCAGCCUCGGGGCUCAGGCAAGGUUUCUGCUCACACAGGGCUGGGCUGCAUGGUUGUUAGAGCCAAAAGAGCCCAGAGACUCACCAGAAACAUAAGACAGUGGGGCUUGGUGUCUUGGGAUCUUCCACGGUGGCAACUAGAACAAGAAAGUCAUCACCCAAAAGAUGGCUCCAGGACUACAUGUGUUUGAAGCAGGGUGUGACUGGCCAGUGAGGAGAUACAGUGCUCAUUUUUUCCCCAGAAAGCCAUCUAGGGGAAUUUGCAGCUGGUGGCCAGGAAUGGGCAAUUAAAAGGUACCAGGCCCAGACAGUUAGAGCUGCCGAUUUCACCCAAGAAAGUAGCGAGGAGAAUUCAGAAAGGCAGCUACAAUUUUUCCACAACGCACACAGGUGCAGUUUCAUGUAACCUGAGAAUGGAGAAGAGGAAUCAUGGAAUUUCUGAACCCCUGUGCACAAGGAAUUGCUCAAGCAAAGGCAGCAAAAGCAGUGCAGCACUCUGCCUGAGAUGCCAAGAACAAGAAAAUGAGCUGCAGUAGAUGUAAUAAGCAAAAGGAGACCUUCCCUUCAGCCACCCCAGCAGCAGAGUCCCAGAAUGUGUGGGACAGGCAGCUCCUACCCAAGCUCUUCUUGCAUUGAUAGUGUCUUUCUACAAUGCUGCAUUAACAACAAACUGAAAAUUGAAUCUUUUUGCUGAGCAGUUUUGUCGCUUUUCUGAAACACUUUCUGAAAUCCAACAUAGGCAGAGAAAGCCCUGGGGAAGACAAAAUCCCUGACGGAUCUUUCCAAAUGCCUGGUUGCCUCCGGUCGCUGAUGGGGAGCAUUAACAUUUUGGCAUAGGCGCAGCCACUAGCUGCCUAAGGAGCACGGGGCAAGAGAUGUGAGUUCCUUGGCCAAGCCAAGUACCCAGCUUGCCAAGGAGGCUGAUCUCGGGUGAAGAAGUGCCCUUCACAGACUUGGGCUGUGUGCACAGUGGAUGGGAAUUUGUCCCGUCCCCAUCCUACAUGAGAUACAGGCAUCUGGCAAUGGUCUGGAUACUGGGUAUGACAGUCCUGUACUCUUCUGUGGGGCCUCCUGCAGAGUGCUCAGCACCCAGUGGGCUCUGAGACACAGCAAGCCCAGAGUAUGUGGAAGCAAAAGUGUGUCUGGGCUGGUCCCCAGAGUGAAUUUAGGGUACCUUUGCUGCACUCUCUUCCCUGAUCCUGCCUAGGAAAGCGACCAGCAUUGGCACUUAAACCAAAACCCUCGCCAGCCUGCAGCUGCAAGAGCUCCUUGCUGCAGGGAAGUGAAGCAGAAGUGACUUGGGCGUUUGCUGCGUGGUGUGUUGCUUCCCGUGGCGCACCCGGCACUGUCCUGCUUGGGAAGUCACGCAGUGGCAGCAAGGGCAGUACCCGGGAACCUGCCUGCAGGUGCCCGCCAGCCCGACCAUGUGGAUCUAAAUGUAGGCAGGAAAGACUGUGGAGGUGCCAACAGCAGCUGGAAGACACCUGCAGGCAUUGAGGUCUUAUCCUGCUGGAGGCAGGGGAGGAUCAGGCACAGGAGAAAGCUGAGCACUCACAGAACCUUUGGCGCGGAAGCCCAGGAUUUGGCAGCAGCUAGAGAAGCAGCCGUGAGGCAAGGAAACAUUUCAGUCGUGAGCUGGCUGGCUGUUCACCAUGAAUGUGGCUGUUCUCCUCCUCCUGGGGCUGGGGCUGUUGGAGGCAGAAGGCAGGUGUUUCUUCAGUCGCACUCAGGAGCGCUGUGUGUGCUACAACCUGUCCCAGGAAAGCAUAGGCAGCAUCAUCCAGUGCCUCCCGGCCUCUGUUGUGGAGUUUUGGGGGGGAGAGCUGGAGAAGUACAUAGCCUUCCCCAUCAGUGACCUGGACCCUUCCACCAUUGAAAUGCUGGGCUCCCUCACUGUCAGGAAAAUAAUUUUUGGUGAUCUUCUGGUACCUGAGAUACUCCUUGCCCGAGUCCUGAGGUUCUUCUCCUACACCCAUGUGCAGGAGCUGGUAUUUGAGAGCUGCAUUUUUGAGGGAAGAGGAAGCUGGGCUGAAAUGGCCAACCAGGACUUGCCCAUAUUGUCUUUGCGCUUCCACAAUGUGACAUCUGCACCACUGACGGGCCGUGAGCAGGACUUCUCUAGUCUGAGCAGCUGGCUGGAGACCCUGCAGGAGCUGGCUGUCACCAGUGCCCAUGUCACCAGCCUGCCCUGUGGCAUUGGAAGGGUGUUCAGAGCUCUGCGCUCUCUGGAUGUGGCACAAAACAGUCUUGGGGAUGACAGCUUGAUACCUGCCUUUUGCGAGGGGGCUUUCCCUCAACUCCAGGUACUGAGUCUGCGACACAAUAACCUGACAUCCUACCAUAGUGUGUGCAAAAGUGUACAGCUGCUGCGUGAGCUCCAGCAUUUAGAUCUCAGCCAGAACAAGCUCAUGGCAGACCCGUCCUCCUCCUGCCAAUGGCCGGUCGCCCUCCGAUUUUUUAACUUGUCCAACACUGGCUUGGAUGAAGUCCUCACACCUCUGCCUCCCAGUCUGGAAGUGCUGGACAUGAGCUGCAACCACCUCCAUACUGUAGAUGUUUCCCUCAGUACCCUGAAGAAGCUCUUCCUAAACCAAAAUAUGCUGCAAGCUCCCCCCUCUGUCAGGAAUUAUCCCAUGCUGGACACCCUCGACCUGGACAACAACUUGAUUACAGAGCUGCCAUUGGAUGAGGUGAAGCUCCUGGGGCACCUAUGGGAUGUGGCUGCGGCUGGCAACCCCUACAACUGCACGUGCUCUGGAGCUGAGGGGCUCCAGGCCCUGGCGGGCAUGGGGCACCUUGGGCAGGGCUGGCCCCAGGGCUACACAUGUCACUCCCCACCUCACUACCAGGGCAGGCUGGUGAAGGACGUGCCAGUCUCGGUGCUGCAAUGUAACAGUGCUGCAGUGAUUGCCCCUGUCUGCAUUAUCCUUGCCCUGCUCGGUGUGGCUGGGGCCAUCUGCCUGGUCAGAUCCAGGCCAGGGCUCGUCCAGCCCUGCCACAAAGUGUGAAGGGGGCGUGUGACCAUUCCCACCAGUGUUUUCCCGCAAAGGCUCAGUCCCAGGGGCUGCAAGGCCAAGACUUCUGUGGGAAUAUUCACAGGACCCCCCACAAGCUGGUGAGGGGCUCUCUCAGUGUCCCCAGUCCAGGUUCCCCUGUGAAGCAGGACUGCCCCCAGCAUUAUCCCACAGUGGCUGCAGCUUUGCCCAUCCAAGUUUUGAGGAAACCCCAAAGCCAAGCUCCUUGCUCUGCUCUGUCCCAGCGCCACACCCUCCCGGGAUGGUUUUCCUUAUGGUCAACUUUAACUCCCCAAGCCCCAGUGUGCACCCAUUGCCCCUGUGAUAUCAUCUGUCCUGAACAAGAAGAGUUCAGCUCCAUCAUAUUUGCAUUGCUGCAGGCGGCGCUCAGAUGCCUCAAGCCUCACUGGGAUCUGGUGGUCCCUCCCCAGACCCCACACUGCACCUUGCAGCCCUGUGACCCCCAGCCCAGCUGUCCUUGCAGCCUCUGUGGCCCCCCUGCUGAUCCUCCACCUCUCCUCCAUGCCUGAGCCAUGGCUGUGUGGAUGUCUGGUUGUGAGGAUGCUAUUCAGCAUAAGAGAAAAACCACAAAAGACAAGAAAAUUAAUAAAUUAAACACCCCUGUACAAAAACACUAAUGAGUAGGAAGUAACAGAGACAGCAACCAAGACCUGAGCUCUUAGAGCACUAGUGGACAAAUCUCUCAAGUGUGACCUUGAAGAGGUUCAACCCAAAACUUUUUAACUGAUAAGAAGAAAACGGGUUUAUUCUGGGUUCUCAGUUAUUCAGAAAAAGUCUCAUAGGAAAGAGAAAAUUGAUUGUGGGAUGAUUAUGGGAUGCUGAGGGAGAUUGGGGGAAUGUGAAAAACUUACUGGGGAACACAUGGGAAGGAUCAAAGGGAGCAUCAUAGUGGGUGGGGAAGGAACAACCAUGGGAGAAAGGGGACAGGGAAGAUGGGGGCUGGUCAUAGGUAGGCAGCACUUGUCUGGACAAGCCCUGCGCUUUGUCCCCAUGGUCUGUCUUGCCUUCUCAUUAAAAUCUAUUCCUGCAUAUUUUCUGUGUCACCUCACUCUCUAUUCUGUUUGUGCACAUGCACAUGUGAGCAAACAAAGGCUGGACUAGCCAGUGGGUGAGAAUCCAGGGUGUGGAAAGACCCAAGGCUGGAGCUGGAGCGUGGCUACACAGGGCCCAGGGUCCAGCUGUGGAUCUGUGAGUGGCUUAGGGUCUGCUGCAUGUUUGAGGGCACACAGGUUUGCAGCUGCAUGUGGGUUGAGGGUGAAGGUGGUGGGGUUGUGCCAUCAGCCCACAUCAGCCCUGAGCAGCUGGAGGGGAGGGAUGGGGCUUUACUGCCUGUGUGCUAGUGUUCCUGGGAGCACUGUUGGUGGUUACACAGGUGCUAGCAAAGGCAGGGGCUCAGGGCAGCAGGGGCAGCAUUGCAAUCUCAUUCUAUAAGGGGAAUGGCGGCAGGUGGAGGGACAUGUGUGCAUCUCCUCAUUGUGCCUGGUCCUGUCCAAAUGCAAGGGACAGGGUCUGUCCUGGGACCUCUCUUCUGUCUCCCACAGUCUGCAUUUACUCACACCACAUAGAUCCUCAGCUUCAGCAUUUCCUUUUGUGCCUUCUUCAUACGACUGAUCUCCAAUAAAUGUCAUUCUGGGG
This is a messenger RNA of Phalacrocorax carbo (great cormorant), 5064 nucleotides long. NCBI's taxonomy places the organism in Eukaryota, Metazoa, Chordata, Aves, Suliformes, Phalacrocoracidae. The record is from RefSeq and is a predicted model, not a curated record.